Messenger RNA from Cylicocyclus nassatus, 1275 nucleotides. NCBI's taxonomy places the organism in Eukaryota, Metazoa, Nematoda, Chromadorea, Rhabditida, Strongylidae. The record is from the annotation of a GenBank genome assembly.
AUGCUGUUCUUCUUCCUUCUGCUACCCUGCCUAUCCUGGGCUGCUACCAAAGACUGUUUUGAGCGUGUGGCCAAUCACACGCUGAUUGGUACGGUAGUUGUGACACUCAACGACAUUACUCUAACAGAAUGUCAAAAUGCUUGUGUUAAAGCAGACAAGGAAAAAUGCAGGUCACUUAUGUAUCAUGCCGCAAAGAAACGAUGCUAUCUGAACUCGGAAGAUAUGAACACAAGCGAAUCACAAUUUUUCCCAGUGGAAGCUAUAGAUUACUAUCAUAGGACAUGUUACGAUACAUUAGUAUCAUCAAAACGAGAUUCAUCAUUCGAUGACAAUUGUUAUGAGAUCAUCAAAGGCAAGGUAUUGAUCGGUAUUGUCGAUCAGCUGAUAAAAGACGUGACUUCACUGGAACAGUGCAAGAAGCGUUGUCAGAAAAGUAAAGAAGUUAGCGAUAUCAUUUGCAAAAGCGCCAUCUACUACGCAAAGGACAAGGAGUGCAUUAUCGCGUCACAGUCACGUGUAGACAUUCCGGAUCUAUUUAUUGAAGACGAUCAAGCGGUAUACAUAGAAAAUACCUGUCUCAAUAACAGUGGCGCAAAUAUGAAAAAACUAAAGAGUAUGCCGGAAACUGUUCCGAAGAGUACGACACAGGAGACGCAGGCACCUACAACUGCGGAGGCCCCAGCAAGCCAAAAAACUGAACAAUCCUUAUCGUCCUCGUCUGCCGACGCGCAAGAUCUCAGCGGUUUGGGUAAAUCCAGCAAAGUGUUCAAGAAGCCGUUACAUACCAUAGUCGAGCUCUCUGGUUAUGAGGCACCUUCCGAUACGGUAGCCAGUCAAAAUCAUGAAGACGUCAUUACGACCUCCACCACCGCCGCUUCGACUACAUCUACAACGACAGGAAAACCUACAACUAGCUUCGACGCCAAGGUGAUCGAUACCUACAAUGUCAAUGAGGCCGUAGUAAAAUCGCCACCAGCUACGGCUGCAGUAGCGGGUUACGGUAGACGUCUGCGUGACGCAAGAGUGAGGGAAUGCUUCACGGAGGUUCGUCCAAUGCGUCCAAUGGUCCAAACCAGAAUUACAAAAGCCUACUCUUUGGAGCAAUGCACCGACAUAUGUCGUCUUUGUUGGCGAUGUCUACAGGGCGUAAGAUGUGAAGCAGUGGCAUACGAUGUGUCACGUGAACUUUGUGCUCUAAGCAAUACACAGAUUGAGGAUGGUGGCAGCGUGCAAGAACUCGACGUAAUCAUGUACUACAAUAGGCACGAUUGCUAA